AAAGUCGGAAUGAUGGUAAAAAGGCAACUUUUGUCGGUGGUCUCCAUUACGAGCCCCACAAUCCAAUUAACCACCUCAAGCUAAUGCUAAAUCCAAGACGCAAUGGGUCGCUCUCGUCGCUCAAGCACCCCUGCCCGCAAGCCCGCCCCGGUCAAGUCUGCCCCCGCUCCUGCUAAGCAGCCUGCCGCUCCUGCUCCUGCUCAGGCCAGUGCCCCCGCCCCCAGCGUCGGUGGUGGUCUUCUCUCCACUGUCGCGGAAGGUUUUGCCUUCGGAACGGGCAGUGCCAUCGCCCGCCACGGAGUGAACGCCGUCGUCGACUCCUUCAGCGGCUCCAAGGAGGAUCCAGUUGCUCAGGUCGUGGCUGCGGCUCCUGUUGCCCCCGUCGCUAAGUCCUCGGCCGCCUUGUGCGCCAGUGACAACAAGGCCUUCCUCGAGUGCAUCGACCGCAACUCGAACGACGUGGCCGCCUGCCAGUUCUACCUCGAUGCUCUUAACCAGUGCAAACAGCAGAGCAUCAACCUGUAGAUAGAGACGUAGACUGUGAUAGAUAUCCUCCACUUUAACGGAGAGGGAUCUAAUAAACCAUGAUUUAUCGAAACGCAGCU
Phytophthora nicotianae INRA-310 is the source of this 605-nucleotide messenger RNA. RefSeq lists its product as hypothetical. Gene Ontology annotation, cellular component: mitochondrion; nucleus. Gene Ontology annotation, biological process: mitochondrion organization. The coding region runs from base 103 to 525 and encodes 140 amino acids. The transcript has a single exon. Lineage: Eukaryota; Oomycota; Peronosporomycetes; Peronosporales; Peronosporaceae. The record is from RefSeq and is a predicted model, not a curated record.